GUCCGCUUUCUCUGUCGUUCUCUCUCCUUUACACGCGGUUGAGGAAGCCGGUAGGCCUGAGUAGCUCCUGCUGAAUAAUGCCGGGAAAACUCCGCAGUGGGUCCAAGUUGGGGUCGGACGAGGCCGAGGAGAGCAUGGAGACUCUGCCGAAGCCAAGCGAGAAGAAAACUAAAAAAGAGAAGCCAAAAUCUAAGACCGAAGAAGCAACAGAAGGCAUGGAAGAGGCCACUUCCUCCAAAGCGAAAGCAGCUAAAAAGAAAGGGCCUUCUGAAGAUGAUGUGGAGCCCCCUAAACCCAAGAAGGCCAAGAAGCAGGAGGAGGAGCCUCAAGAUGACACUGCUUCAAAAAGCAAAACCUCCAAGAAGAAGAAGGAGCCCCUUGAGAAGAAAGCAGCCUCCACUAAAACCAAAGAGAGAAAAACCGAGGAGCCUUCCGAAGAAGAGGCAGACGCUCCUAAGCCCAAGAAGAUGAAGAAAGGGAAGGAAGCAAAUGGAGACAUGGGAGAGAAAAGCCCCAGGCUGAAGAAUGGACUCUCCCAUUCCGAACCAGACUCCAACCCUGAAGAAGCUCCUGCUGAAGAGAGCAGUAGCGAGACAGAGAAGGAAAUACCCAUUGAAGAGAGAGAAGGAGCUUUCUCUAAUUUUCCCAUAUCUGAAGAGACUGUCAAGCUUCUCAAAGCUCGUGGGGUGAACUUCCUGUUUCCUAUACAAGCCAAGACAUUCCACCAUGUGUACAGUGGGAAAGACUUAAUUGCCCAAGCACGGACAGGAACUGGGAAGACAUUCUCCUUUGCCAUCCCUUUGAUUGAGAAACUUCAAGGUGGGCUACAGGACAGGAAGAGAGGCCGAGCCCCUCAGGUGCUAGUUCUUGCACCUACGAGAGAAUUAGCAAAUCAAGUGAGCAAAGACUUCAGUGACAUCACCAAAAAGCUCUCAGUAGCUUGUUUUUAUGGUGGCACUCCCUACGGUGGUCAAAUUGAACGAAUGCGGAGUGGGAUUGAUAUCCUGGUUGGGACCCCAGGUCGUAUUAAAGACCACUUGCAGAAUGGCAAGCUAGAUCUCACCAAACUUAAACAUGUUGUGCUGGAUGAAGUCGACCAGAUGUUGGAUAUGGGUUUUGCUGACCAAGUGGAAGAAAUUUUAUGUGUGGCAUACAAGAAAGAUUCUGAAGACAACCCCCAAACAUUGCUUUUCUCUGCAACUUGCCCUCAUUGGGUGUUUAAUGUUGCUAAGAAAUACAUGAAAUCUACAUACGAGCAGGUGGACCUGAUUGGUAAAAAGACUCAGAAAGCAGCCAUAACUGUGGAGCACCUGGCCAUUAAGUGUCACUGGACUGAGAGAGCAGCGGUGAUUGGGGAUGUGAUCCGAGUGUACAGUGGUCAUCAAGGGCGCACGAUCAUCUUCUGUGAAACCAAGAAGGAUGCCCAGGAGCUGUCGCAGAACACGUGCAUAAAGCAGGAUGCCCAGUCCUUACACGGUGACAUUCCACAGAAGCAAAGGGAAAUCACCCUGAAAGGUUUCCGAAAUGGCAAUUUUGGAGUUUUGGUAGCAACCAAUGUUGCUGCCCGUGGGUUAGACAUCCCUGAGGUUGACUUGGUUGUUCAGAGCUGUCCACCAAAGGAUGUGGAGUCUUACAUUCAUCGUUCGGGACGGACAGGCAGAGCUGGAAGGACAGGGGUUUGCAUCUGCUUUUAUCAGCACAAGGAAGAAUACCAGUUAGCGCAAGUGGAGCAGAAAGCGGGAAUUAAAUUUAAACGGAUAGGCGUUCCUUCUGCAACAGAAAUAAUAAAAGCCUCCAGCAAAGACGCCAUCAGGCUCUUGGAUUCCGUGCCUCCCACUGCCAUUGGCCAUUUCAAGCAGUCGGCUGAGAAGCUGAUUGAGGAGAAAGGAGCUGUAGAGGCCCUGGCCGCUGCUCUGGCCCACAUCUCAGGGGCCACAUCGGUCGACCAGCGCUCCCUGAUCAACUCACAGGCGGGCUUUGUGACCAUGAUCCUGCGGUGCUCUAUCGAGAUGCCCAACAUUAGCUAUGCUUGGAAAGAACUUAAGGAGCAGCUGGGUGAGAGCAUCGAUGCCAAAGUCAAGGGGAUGGUCUUCCUCAAAGGAAAGCUGGGAGUUUGUUUUGAUGUCCGCACUGAAGCAGUCACAGAAAUACAGGAGAAGUGGCAUGAUUCCAGACGCUGGCAGCUCGCCGUGGCCACCGAGCAGCCGGAGCUGGAAGGACCCCCGGAAGGAUAUCGAGGCGGCAGGGGUCAGCGGGAUGGCAGCCGUGGUGCUUUCAGAGGACAGCGGGGUGGAAGCAGGAACUUCCGGGGACAGGGACAGCGAGGAGGAAGUAGAAACUUCAGAGGACAGCGACCAGGAGGUGGCAACAAAAGUAACAGAUCCCCAGGCAAAGGCCAGAAGCGGAGCUUUGGUAAAGCCUUUGGUCAGUAAGUAGAGACCAGAAGGAACUGUAACCACUGUGGACUCGAGGGCCUGUCCUGCUGUCAAAGACCCCAGGGCUUCCUUCCCUUUAUCAUUUCUCAGCCCCCCCUUCCUUGCAGAGAGAGGCUUCUGAACUGUCUGACUGACCAUCAUAAACUGCCUUCAUUUUGAAAAGGGAUAGGAAUUGAUUGCAUCAUUUUCCAAAAUACUUCUAGGUUUACAAAGUAAAGCCCACUAUGGACCUGCCUAUCUUUGUGUGUUGAUCUUACAAUUUGAUCUUUGUGUGUGUGCACUCUCCGGGGCCUAAACUCAGAAACACACAUGCAGAGCAUGCUCACACCCUACAGCUAAACUACAUCUCUAGUCUCUAUACGUGUCUACUCAUAUCCUACAAAGAAAGUCCCUUACUGGGUGCCUCAGUCUCUGGAGGACCACACGAGCCAGGGCGGAUUAAUUUUGCAUUCCUUGGCAUCCUCCUCACAAACAGUUGCUGUGUUUAUAUGUGUUGGCUGAGGUUUGAUGCUGAGCAGUGCUUUUCAAAAGCCAUUUCAGACUUAGCUCAUAUGAAGAGUUUCUGUCAGGUCUGGAUGUUGAGGGUAGAAUGCAGACAGCAUAGAUUUCACUCUAUAGUGUCUUCACACACUGUUUAUUAGGUGACUUGUGUGCCAGUGAAUUCUCCAGACAAGUGUAUACAGAAGCACAUUUUCAUAGGUCCCAAUGACUAUAAAGUUCAGGCCCAAAUGCCUAACGUGUCCAGAUUUUUUUUCGUCUGCAAUGAGACAGGAUAAGUGUUAUGGGCUUGUACUCCACUUUUGGAAGAUUGAUCAGCUGGUGUUGCUGAAGAAUGUCUUAAAAAACCCACAAAAAUGUCUUUCAUCUUGACAAGUGAGGAGGUGGAGAAGCAUGCGCUGAGGGUGAGCACUUCCUGAGUCAUGGCUCCUGAAGGGAGUGUAUCUACUAGUGUGCAGUCUGGGGCUUGUAAAGGGCAGCGUGGGACAAGUGUCUUUUCAGUGGCCUGGAUCUUUUUUGGUUUUUUGAGACAGAGUUUCUCUGUGUAGCCCUGGUUGUCCUGGAACUCAGUCUGUAGACCAGGCUGACCUCGAACUCAGAGGUGGGUGGCCUGGAUCUUAAACCACAAUGUAAGAUCUAUUUGUUAAGCUGUUUCUCCAUUGAAAAAUUAUCACGGCUCAGAGAAGCCUUCUCUGACAAGCUGUGGCAUUUUAAGCGAGAUUCUGUACAGGGAUCUUAGAACAGGCCUGGAAGGAAAUUGUUUGGAUCAACUAAGACCUUCAUUUUAGUAUGUUCCUUACUUACUAACUGGCCUUACCAGACACAUGGAAUCAAAGGGCUCUGUAACCACCUCAGCUCCUGGUAGUUAGCUGAAGAAGGCCUCGGUUUUCUGUUUAGGUUCGGCUUUCCCCUUGAACUCUGUCCUCUGUGCUCAGAAUUCUUUGGGAUUUUUUUUUUCCUUUGUUGAUAACUGUGGCUUGUAGUAAAUAUGGGCAUGGUUUAAUGAAGCAUUUCACUACUGGGAUAAGAAUUUGCCAUUUCAAGAAGAUGAAAGGACAUAGAAGAGGCUAAAACAUUUUGAAUUAAUGAGUUACCCCAUAGAAAAAUGAUCUCGCAUAAACCAAACAGUGAAGGGGAAGAAGGGAAGAACUUCAGUUGACACAAUCUAAAUAAAACAUGGCUUUUCAAACAAAUGAGAAGUUUCUUUUGGAUCGCAGAAACUAAACUAUUUAUUUGCAUAAUUCAACUAUUACUUGGUUUAAAUGGGCUUAUUGGGAAAUGUUACCCUUUUUACUAUUUUCUACAGGGAAAAUAUUUUCCACUUUAUCAAGUAACUCUGGACUUUGCAAUUACAGCCUGUUUUUAUGUUCCAGCUAUAUAGUUGUUUCUCUGAAAUUGUACAUAAAAUGUUUUUACAUUAAAAUGAAUUACUGUAUAAAGUACUGCAUUAUGCCAUAAUAAAGAUAUCAAUGCUUUAUAUUUA
Molecule: messenger RNA, 4416 nt
Organism: Grammomys surdaster
Lineage: Eukaryota; Metazoa; Chordata; Mammalia; Rodentia; Muridae
Gene: Ddx21
Product: DExD-box helicase 21
Exons: 15
Coding region: 78-2432 (784 amino acids)
Molecular function (GO): ATP binding; RNA binding; RNA helicase activity
Source: RefSeq, a predicted model, not a curated record